AUGAAACACAAUUUCUCCACAUUAAUAAUCCUCAUAUGUUUUUCGCUAUUAAGUCAAUCUAACGCCACCUUCCCUCGCUAUUAUCAUCACCAGGCUCACGCGCCCGAGACAAGUCAGCAACCACACCACCCAUUUGGCGCUCACAUUUUCCAUGAUGACGCCCCUGGAGCUGAAGCAACCCACCACUACCAGCUGGGUGUUGAUGCUCCGGCACAAUCGCCGUCGAGCCAUGGCGGCGGUGGCCUUGACUCAUCAUCAUUCUACUCUUCUUUCUCGGAUCUCCUUAAAGGAACCUUACGCGGCCACACGUUAACAAUGCCCGACGAUAUCACACACUUGUCAACCAAACACCACAACGAACUCAGACAAAUAUGCGGCCACACCGAUUAUCCUGACGUGUGCUUCUCCACCAUCGCACCGCAUCUCCACGGCGAGCACUUCGACCUCACCCACGUCCUCCAAGCUUCCAUAACGGCCUGCUCGAUCGAGUUGAAGCUGACCAUAGAGAAGUCGAAGAGGCACUCGAGCACUUCGUCGCCGGAGAACCUAGGUGCAGUCAUGUACGUGGACUGUAGGGUGCAGUAUACCAACGCGCUUGAGAACCUCCAAAAAGCGAGUGAUGCUGCUGCGGGGCGUGAUCUUGGAACGGUUACCAUCAUGCUUAGUUCUGUUAUGGCUGACGUGGCAACAUGUGAGAGCGGUUUUCAGGAUCUUGAGUCCUCUACCUUCGUUUCCGGGUCGGUUGGAAUUAUGGCAAGCAAUUGUCUUGCCAUUGCUCAUAUGGUUCCCCAUCAGUAG
This is a messenger RNA of Arachis stenosperma, 798 nucleotides long. RefSeq lists its product as uncharacterized. NCBI's taxonomy places the organism in Eukaryota, Viridiplantae, Streptophyta, Magnoliopsida, Fabales, Fabaceae. Gene Ontology annotation, molecular function: enzyme inhibitor activity. The transcript has a single exon. Bases 1 to 798 code for a protein of 265 amino acids. The record is from RefSeq and is a predicted model, not a curated record.